GGGGUCGGGGGAGGCCGCGCGGCUUGAGCCCUCGUGGGCACCGGGAGCGGCCGGCCCUGAGCGCAGCUGUUGGCGGCAGCGGGAGCGCGCCUGGGAAGCCCCCAGCCCCUCGAGCGCUCGUUCGGCCGGCGGGAGGGCGAUGCCCCCCGAGACCUCCGGAUAGGCGGCGGCGGCUGAGCGCUCGCGCCCGGGACGGGCGGCCGGAGCGCAGGGGCGUCGCCGGAGGAGCUCCCAGCGAAGUUUGUCUCCCCAGGUGUGGGGGUUCCGGGGGACAGCGAGCCGCGCGGACCUCUCGGCGUGCGCCACGGGCCGGUGGGGAUGGACGGCCCGGAGGAGACUUCGCCUGGCCGCGUCUGUGCUUGUCCGCAGGCCUGAGGUCCCCGGAGGAUGACCUAGCACCGAGGAGCCCCGGCCGGCCUCCCGAGGGCCCCGUGGACUAGCUGACCCCGCCGGGCCGCUCCCAGGCCCCGAGACCGGGCGGCACCCGAACUGAGCCGCUCUCCCGGACGCCCGGCGCCCGCGGGCGCAGCAGGCCCUGCACCGGGCUCGCAGCCCGAACUGACGUUUAGGACAAUCGUUUCCUUUGGAAGAAGAGUUUUUUUUUUCCCUUUUGGGGUUUUCGUUGCCUUUUUUUUCUUUCUUUUUAAAAUUUUGGAGAAGGGAAGUCGGGACACGAGAAGAAUCGCUCGCCCCCAGUGGGGUUCGGGCUCGCCGGCAGGACGCCAGGGCGCUGGGUCCAGGAUGGAUGUGGUGGACCCGCAGCAGCUGGGCGUGUUCACGGAGGGCGAGUUGAUGUCGGUGGGCAUGGACACGUUCAUCCACCGCAUCGACUCCACGGAGGUCAUCUACCAGCCCCGCCGCAAGCGGGCCAAGCUCAUCGGCAAGUACCUGAUGGGGGACCUGCUAGGGGAGGGCUCCUACGGCAAGGUGAAGGAAGUGCUGGACUCAGAGACACUGUGCCGGAGAGCGGUGAAGAUUCUCAAGAAGAAGAAGUUGCGAAGAAUCCCCAAUGGGGAGGCCAACGUGAAGAAGGAGAUUCAGCUCUUGAGGAGGUUACGGCACAAAAAUGUUAUCCAGCUGGUGGACGUGCUGUACAAUGAGGAGAAGCAGAAGAUGUAUAUGGUGAUGGAGUACUGCGUGUGCGGCAUGCAGGAGAUGCUGGACAGCGUGCCUGAGAAGCGGUUCCCGGUGUGCCAGGCGCACGGGUACUUCUGCCAGCUCAUCGAUGGUCUGGAGUACCUGCACAGCCAGGGCAUCGUGCACAAGGACAUCAAGCCAGGCAACCUGCUGCUCACCACAGGCGGCACACUCAAGAUCUCUGACCUGGGCGUCGCUGAGGCUCUGCACCCAUUCGCCGUGGACGACACCUGCCGGACCAGCCAGGGCUCCCCAGCAUUCCAGCCGCCCGAGAUUGCCAAUGGCCUGGACACCUUCUCCGGCUUCAAGGUGGACAUCUGGUCAGCGGGUGUCACACUCUACAACAUCACGACUGGCCUGUACCCGUUUGAAGGCGACAACAUCUACAAGCUGUUUGAGAACAUUGGGAAGGGGAGCUACGCCAUCCCAGGCGACUGUGGUCCCCCACUGUCUGACCUGCUGAAAGGGAUGCUGGAGUAUGAGCCUGCAAAGAGGUUCUCCAUACGGCAGAUCCGCCAGCACAGCUGGUUCCGGAAGAAACACCCGCCAGCUGAAGCACCAGUGCCCAUCCCACCCAGCCCAGACACCAAGGACCGGUGGCGCAGUAUGACAGUGGUGCCGUACCUUGAAGACCUGCACGGCGGGGAUGAGGAUGAGGACGAGGACCUCUUUGACAUCGAGGAUGACAUCAUCUACACUCAGGACUUCACAGUGCCCGGACAGGUCCCAGAAGAGGAGGCUGGUCAGAAUGGACAGAGCCGGGGCCUGCCCAAGGCCGUGUGCAUGAAUGGCACAGAGUCGGCACAGCUGAGCACCAAACCCAAGGCUGAGUGCCGGGCCGGGGCCUCCAACCCCACCCGGAAGGCCUGCUCCGCCAGCAGCAAGAUCCGCCGGCUCUCAGCCUGCAAGCAGCAGUGAGGGUGGCCACCUGCAGCCUGUCUCCAGGAGCCCCCACCGGUGCCUGGGCUGGUGCCUCAGUCUUCCUGCCGACUCUGGCCGCUGCCCGCCUGAGAAGGUUGCCAUGCCUCUGUGCCGACGGCUCCUCAGGACCAGGGCCUCCCGGAGGGCCAGGUGGGGGGCAGGACGGACCUGGCCGGCCCUCCCUUCGGCUGUCUGCACACAGCACUGCUGGACGGCCGUGGACAGUGGACUUUGCAAUCCUGUGCAGAGCCUCCCGGGCUGGUAGGGAGAGGCCCGGCCUUCGAGAAGCACUUUAUGUUUAGACUACUGGCCCUCCGCCACCCCUCCCUGGUCUGUCUCACUGCUACGCUAGGGCGCCACGCCUAGUGACCACAGCCACAGAGAAGCUGGUGUGGGGCCUCCUGUCACCACCAUGCAUGCAGAACCGCCCAGAGGGAGCCAAGUGGCUGCCUUGUUUUUGUUGUUUGGUUGGUUCCAUUUUUUUUUUUUUUUUUUAAGAAAAAAUAAAACAGGUGGAUUUGAGCUGUGGUUGUGAGGGGUGUUUGGGAAUUGUUGGGUGGCACGAGGGGCAGUCAGGUGGGGGACGAGGGUCCCCCACGCACCCGCCGGCCUGGGGUCUCCAGUGGAUGGUGUGCGGGUCCAGCUGGUGCACGGUGGGCCAGAGUCGGCAGCCACAGCUUGGUCUCUGGCCUCCCCCUGGGGCCUCGUGGCCAGACCCCAGGCCCUUUCUCCCCCAAGGCUAGAGGCUCUUGGGUCCCCAGAGAAAACCCAGAGCGAGAGUAUGCAGUAAAUAUUUAUAAUCAACCAGAAAACAAAAACAACGAGAAACUCCAUCACCAGAUGGUACAGACUGGGCACGAAGCGUCAAGGGCGGGACGGGCGACGCAGGCGAGGGCUCACCCCUUUUUUGGCAAUAAAUAAAGCUUGGGAAACUUGA
Molecule: messenger RNA, 2995 nt
Organism: Microcebus murinus (gray mouse lemur)
Lineage: Eukaryota; Metazoa; Chordata; Mammalia; Primates; Cheirogaleidae
Gene: STK11
Product: serine/threonine kinase 11
Biological process (GO): glucose homeostasis; protein phosphorylation; establishment of cell polarity
Cellular component (GO): cytoplasm
Molecular function (GO): protein serine/threonine kinase activity; protein kinase activator activity; ATP binding
Source: RefSeq, a predicted model, not a curated record